AGCAGAGAAGACUGUUGGGAAACCGUGAUGACGACGAGUGGUCAACAUUUGUUUUAAGGGAUUUGUGUGAUGAUGAAGAGCGAUGGGAAUGUCGAAAUGUUCAUUGGAGGAUUGGUGAAACAGCAGCACGAGGGAGGACGUGAUAAAAGAUAACAGCAACCCCCCCCCCCUCCCCCCCUCCUGGUGUGUGUUCACUCCGUCGCCUGCCACCAUCCAAGGGAAAUCAUGGCGCUCCCAUUCAUCUUCCCUGCGCUCCUGCUGCUCUGUUCCCUCAGUGUUGCUGUGUGGUCAUGUCCCGAUGGAUGCCAAUGUAAAGAAGACCAAAUCUUAUGUGUUGGAAUCUCACGUGUUCCUCAAACACCGACGUCCACCACGGCCUUCUACUUGUCCAACUGCAGCAUCUCCUCCCUGACGCCAGAUGACUUCACUUCUCUGACCAACGCGUUAAGCGUUUGGGUUAAAGACUGUGUUUUGAGGGAGGUUCACCCUGGAACGUUUGAUUCCACUCUGAACCUCAAGGCCUUAGUGCUUACUGGAACAGAAUUGCAAGAUCUGCACGAGGACCUGUUCCGGAAUCUUCAGCAGCUUGAGACUCUGAACGUGAAUACCAACAAGCUCCUUGUACUUCAUCCAAAAUGGUUCUCCCCAAUCAAAAGACUGACUGCCCUUGAUCUGAGUCGGAACCAGUUGACCUCCAUACCUGAGGAAACCUUUCACCCUCUGACUGAGCUGGUGUACCUUUUGCUAGCAGGUAACAGUAUCGGUCAGUUACCAAGAGGGACCUUCAAAGGUCUUUCAAAGCUCAAGUACCUUCGGCUAAACAGAAAUGUACUACAGCAAGUCCCCAGCGGGUGUUUUGAUGACCUCAAAAACCUGGAGGAACUAUCCUUACACGACAACCGCAUCACUCAUCUCCAACACGACCUGUUCUCCAAGACGCCCAACCUCCAAAAGCUGUUCCUUUCCAACAACCAACUGAGAACUCUUCCUCAAGGACUCUUCCUGCACCUCCCCCUCCUGGCCCAGAUCUCCUUGUAUGAGAACCGGUUGGAGAGCUUGUCUUCUGGGGUGUUUGGUCCCAUGGCCCUGCAGGAGUUGUGGCUUUACGACAACAAGCUGAGUCGAGUCGAGGACGACACCUUCAGAAACCUGACGCGGUUACAACUCCUGGUGCUCAGCCGCAACCGGAUCGGCCACGUAUCCGCCGAUGCCUUUCGAGGGUUGGAACAGAUCGGUGAAAUAUCCCUGCACACCAACCUGCUCAGGAACGUACAAGCUGGGACAUUCCGAGGUCUUCCCAAGCUGAGAAACAUCUCCUUGGAGCACAAUUUCAUCACUCAACUGCCUGUUGGGUUUCUCCAAGGUCUGAGCCACCUGGGGCAGAUAGACCUGAAUAACAACUCUCUUCCCAACCUGCCGCAGGAAACGCUGGACGCCAUCUCUGUGGCAGAGGAGAUACUGCUUCAUCGGAACCCUUGGAGGUGUGACGAGGACAUUGUGCCUCUGAGGAACUGGCUGAGAAAGCACCCAACCAAGACCAACCAAAGCCAAGUGAUAUGCGACACGCCCUUGGGCCUAAGCGGGGAGGUCAUUGCCAUGCUGACGGAGGAGGACUUGAACCUGAAGAGUUCCACGCAGCAAACGCUACUCACCUCAGAGGACUUGCCUGCCGUCAAGACCACGUCUUCCACAGAGUCAGAAGCGGUCACAAGAAGCGGACACGGGGAAGAGGGGCAAAUCUCCGGCCGUACUUCCAUCAUCCUCAUCGCCAUCGCAGUCGUCGCCACGGCCGUCAUCAGCGCCGCUGUCAUUGGUUGUCUAUGCUGGAGAAGGAAGAGAAAAGGAAGAGGAGAUAUUGGACAUCGGGGCAGGAGCUCUGUGCUGUAGACGCGUGUACAGUCUCACAAGUGCCUGAUGUUUUUGUUUUUUUUGCAUUUUAAAGUGAUCCAUAUUCAACAUCAAUGUUUAUUAGGUACCUUCAACAACCUGCAGGCCUGAAGUACCACAAACAGGAAGUGACGUCUAGGGUUUAAACUUAUAUUUUAGCUCUGCAUCAAAAGUAGCCUCAAUCAAUCACCUUUUCCGGUGGGUUUGUCACUUCAACGUCACUUCAUGUCACUGGUGUGUGUUUGCGUGAUUGGCAGGAAGGAAAGAAAACAAAAGAAAAGCAGAAGUUUGGCGCCACCUGUUGGUCUUCGUGUGUAACUCUCGAGAAUUUGAAUCGAAGAAUUACAGACGUUUUUCGAUGGAAUGAAUAUUGUAUCCAUCACUGAGUAGAGUUUGUAACUUCAACUCGAAACUGCUGAACUUGUGGUGGAAUUCAACUUCAAUUUGUUGACUAAAAUCGGAGGUAUGUACGACAUGGCACACAGGGCCUGUCGGGAAAUAGCAGUCUAUGAAUGCAAUGGCGGCCAUGAGCUAAUAUAACCUUUUCAUGUAUAACAGUCAAGGACACUAAAGAAACACUAACUGCCACAUGAACGUUGAACACACGUAUAUAUUUUUAAAGUAUAUUUUUACCUUACCGGCCUACAAAGAAUAAAUAGAAGGUUACUGCUUUGAAACGCUUAAGUUCUUCUUCUCCGUAACUGAAGACGAUUCUCGUUACAACACUGACACCUGCUGGUCAUUUAUUAUAACGCAUCAAACAGCACUCAGUGAACAGACAAACCGAUACCAAGGUUAAUAACUCGUGAUUUAUUAUAAGAAUAAUCAUAUUAUUUCAAAUAUUAUUCAUUACUCACUGUGUCAGUUACAUACCAACUCGAAAAGAUUUACUUUGGAGAUUAUUGUAGCGUGGCUGGGAACACUUCCUGGUUCCCAGCGUGCUUUGCGGCACCGUUGAUGUAAAUAGUUCUUCAAUUUGUAGUUUGAAGUCGCAUAGUUGUUUAUUGUUGGUCUGAUCAACAUGUAAAAGUGUGUUGUGUGUUUUUAUUUGUCUGUUGCGUUGUUUUGGGAUGUUUUGGGGCUUUGUUGUUGGCACACCAUGACUGAAAAAAUCAUUUGGUGGAAUCUGAUGGGCUACGUGUUGAAUGUUCUAAGCUAGCUUCUUAUUCAGCUCUUAAAGUUAUAGCCUCCUCUUUUACAAGACCCUUUAGCACCACAAUAAAUUCUAUAAUAGACAUUUUUUUUUAUUUUAUUUUGGAUCCUAUUGAAGAUAAUGCACUAUUUGGUGUAUAUUUUAAGCAUUUCUGUGUCUUAUU
Molecule: messenger RNA, 3203 nt
Organism: Doryrhamphus excisus (bluestripe pipefish)
Lineage: Eukaryota; Metazoa; Chordata; Actinopteri; Syngnathiformes; Syngnathidae
Source: RefSeq, a predicted model, not a curated record